Olea europaea var. sylvestris is the source of this 1958-nucleotide messenger RNA. Its product is annotated as transcription factor TCP2-like. The record is from RefSeq and is a predicted model, not a curated record. The transcript is spliced from 2 exons. Gene Ontology annotation, molecular function: DNA-binding transcription factor activity; sequence-specific DNA binding. Gene Ontology annotation, biological process: regulation of secondary shoot formation. Lineage: Eukaryota; Viridiplantae; Streptophyta; Magnoliopsida; Lamiales; Oleaceae. Gene Ontology annotation, cellular component: nucleus. Bases 366 to 1640 code for a protein of 424 amino acids.
CACUGCAAAAAGCUUGAGCCAUCCCCUUUUACUUCUCCCCUUCUGACCUUUCUCUGUUGCGGAACGUGAUUUAUGGAACAGUAGAAAAAGCCUUUUUACUCUCUCCCUCUCUCUCUCAUCUUCUCUAUAUAUAUAUCUACGUUGUAUGUAUAUGUCAUUACAAAAGCCAAAGUACUAUCUGUGUAAUCAUCAUCAAUGCGAAGGACACAGACCCACACCCCAACUGCACCCCCACUGUUCAGAGUUUACUCUUUCUCUCUCUAAAACCCUGGCGCGAGAAAUUCAGUCUUCAUUAAAACCUGUCUCAUUUAUUGAGUGAAAAAGGAAGAAGAAAGGGGUUGAGGAUAAGGUAUGAGAGUGGUGGCAUGGAGGUGGAUGAGAUUCAAGCUCAUGGCUGUAAGUUUUCAAGAGCAAGUAAUGGGAGGCCUGAUUCAGCAAAGUUAGGGCUGACUCAUAAAGACGAUGAAGAUGGAGAGCAGAAAAGGGGCGUCGGUGGAGUCGAUCUAACUGGUGGUGGCGGACUUGGUAGGAUUUACGGAUGGUCUUCCUCGAGAAUCGUGAGGGUUUCCCGAUCUUCCGGAGGAAAAGAUCGUCACAGCAAAGUUCUGACCUCGAAAGGUCCAAGGGACCGCCGUGUACGCCUCUCUGUGAGUACUGCUAUUCAAUUCUACGAUUUGCAGGAUCGGCUAGGAUAUGAUCAGCCUAGCAAGGCCAUAGAGUGGCUGCUGAAGGCGGCGGCCACAUCCAUCUCGGAGCUCCCUCCGAUAACUACUGCAUUUCAAGACAAUAACCUUAAGCAGCCGACGGAGAAGUCCAGCACUGGUGACGCCGCCUAUCAGCACCGGUUUGAUGAAAUUGACGGUGACGGCCUUCCGAAUUUCCAACAUAUGACACCUUGUAGUAGUACUUCUGAAACCAGCAAGGGUUCCGGGUUGUCGCUGUCCAGAUCUGAAAAUAGGGUCAAAGCCAGAGAGCGUGCCAAGGAGAGAGUAGCAGAAAAGGAGAAGGAGAAAGACAACGAGUCAUCCCAAAUUACUCAUAUGAACCCUAUUUCCCAAAACACUUCUUUCACCGAGCUCUUAAGUGCAGGCAUCAAUAAUGUGAGCAGUAAUAGCACGACUAGUCAUAUGGAUUACUUUACGAGUGGGUUAUUAGGCCCGGCCGUGGUAACUCGGCCAGGGCAGAUGCUCAUGGGAAGUCCGCUAUCUCCACCCCUAACGUCAGCGUCUUCACCGCUGUUUAGCUUGGCCGGUGACCACCCCGAGCUCCACCACUUCUCUUUUCUCCCAGAUCAACUCGUCUCAGUUCUCCCUUCUGCUAGGCGUAACGAAAACAAUAAUAGUCAGAACCAGUACAAUCUCGACUUCACAAUGUCGCCGUCUUCUUCUACUUCCGGCCUUGCCGGAUUCAAUCGGGGGACCCUUCAGUCCAAUUCUUCGUCUCUAUUUCCUCCCCUCCACAGGUUUUCACCAAUUGAUCAUGGAUCACAAAGUUUCUACACCGGCCCUGUUGCUCUACCUGUGCAGAAUCACCACCAUUUCCUGGCCGGUUUCGAUGCCGGACUCCAGUUGUACCCUGGCAGCGGCGGCGCUCAUGGUGUCAGCAGGCAUACCGGCCAUGAGAGCAAAGGAAAGAACUAGAACUUGUCCCAGGUAACUCGAGAAGUUGCCAUAAGUCCCUGCUGGAGCAUGGUUUCUUUGCAGCAGACUUUCUGUUGUUAAAUUAUUACUCACAAUUGUCCAUUUUCAAGUAAUUCUGCUGGCAUUCAUGUAUUCGGCUUAUUUGUUAAUUAAGCGCCAGCUCUCAUGCCUGUGAUGAGAGAUAAUAUGUAGCGAUUGCAAGUUUCUUUUUUUCCCCAAUAUUUGCUUGUGUUUUGAACUCCUUGUUAUCACUGUUUUGGAAAAAACAACAAUUUGAAUCAGUUGGAUGAAUGAAUCCCAAUGUUCUUUUUAAGAUUC